GAAUUAUCGAUCAUUGAACAACACUAGUGCCAACAGUCGCUUACACAUUGACAAGUUGCUAUUGGCGGUCAGGCCUCGCGGUUAUCAGCGCGUUAUAACAUUAAAGUUCUUAGUUCACCUGUAAUUCUCAUACGGAACAAACGAAUAUUGUUAUUGUAAUACAUUAAUACGUUGCAAAAAUGACUCAACAAAAGGAGUUGGGGAUGAAGUGCAUUAAAUACAUGCUGUUGUGUAUAACAGCGAUUUUUGUUCUAACAUCGGCACUGACGAUCUCCGUGGGUACUACGAUUUACGCGAUCUACCAUGACAUCUCUUUCUUCCUGUCGCCAUACGCCUUCUCCCCGGCUAUCUUUGUCAUCGCGAUUGGCGUCAUAAUGCUGUUCGUCUCUCUCUUCGGCUGCAUCGGUGCCCUGAAAGAGAGUACCUGCUUGGUCAACAUUUUCGCAGUGAUCCUUAGCAUCGUGUUCAUUCUGGAGAUCGCGGCGGCCAUCACUGCCUACAGUCUUCGCAGCGAGGUCUCACAAUUUCUGGACAAAAAACUUAGGGAAGCACUUCCUCUAUACUACCAGCAUGCUGAGGCGCAGGAUGCAUUUGACUUCAUUCAAUACGAGUUGAACUGCUGCGGCGUCGAUAGCUACAUGGACUGGCAUGCGGUCGACCCCCCCACUGGAGGGACCGGCAUUAGCUUUGCCAACCUCACGGUCCCCGAUUCGUGCUGCGCCCAGUCCCACAUGACUGUCGUCGGUGAAGAGACGAUUGUAGAGUGCCAUAAGAUCUAUGCCAACGGUUGCCUGCCCAGAGUCUAUUAUUUGGUUAACCAAAGCGCUGGACUACUUGGAGCUGGCGCGUUGACCAUCUGCUUCAUUCAGAUAAUCGGAAUCGUUUUCUCGUUCUCACUGGCGAGCUCUAUCCGUAAAGCCAAGAUCGAACGCGAACGCAGGCGCUGGGAGAUCCAGGAGCGGAUGAUCAACGCCCACACUUCCUUGAACCCUAACAACGAGAAAGUCGCCCCGGUGGUGUACGUUCCGUUCCAAGGACAGGCCGGCGCUUAAGUUGCGCGAAGAUAAUGCUUACAUUAAAACAAUUAAAUCGAUAUCUCCCGCACUAAAUCGAUUAUUACGAUACCACAAGUCCGCGUGCCCUUUUCAAAUUGUCCACGUUCUACGGAAGUGAUUUUAAUAUCAGUGAUGUUUUCAUUAAUGCUUUUUAGUCACGAUAAUCGAUAUGUUUUUUUUUUUGUUUUUAGCGCAACACACGUUUCAUUUCACGUAAUAAAUUUGAAACUUUUUUAAAUUACUUAUCGAGUUUUCACAAACAAAUAUGUACAAUAAAUGUCACGAAUAAAAUCCUUCUGUGAUUUUAGCGUUUGCGUUGUUUAAAACUUAACAAAUUUUCAAUAAAAAAUAUUAAAAAAAAAAAAUGUUUUCCUUUUUUAAAAUGAUUCAUAUAAAGACUCAAUUAGGAUAUCGGAAUUCACGCUGUGAUAAUAUAAUUAGGCUUACCCCCUUACCAGACGAGUUGUGCGCUUGUUUACAAAUUUAUAAAAAAGAUAAUUAAAAAAAAGGUAGGCUACAACUUCACUGGACGUCGGAUGGAAAUAUUUCGGAGAAAUCGGUUUAAACUAAAUUUAUACUUAUGUACUUAAUUUACUUAUACGAAACUUAUUAUUUUACGAUUUCUAAAAUUCCAAUAAAUAUGUAAUUUAACAUUUUACGGACGUUUAAAUAAGUUGUGAAUGAAAUGCAAAUAUGUAUCUUAUUUCAAUUUAGAUAAACGAAAACCACAAAGAAAUGUAAAUUUUAAUUUAAUUUUAAAUGUUACAUUUAUUUUAAUAAUAUGUUGUGAUUAAGUGACGUAAAACAUUGAAAAAUAAAUAAUUAUGUUUUUAUUUCAUAUAUUUGCCUUGCAAAUGUGUGUAAAUUAAAAAUGAUUAUAAUAUACCUAAUUAUUAUACAUAUAAUAUAUGUAAAUAAUAUAUUAUACUAUUA
Messenger RNA from Bombyx mori (domestic silkworm), 1988 nucleotides. Its product is annotated as CD63 antigen. Gene Ontology annotation, cellular component: plasma membrane. The transcript is spliced from 5 exons. The coding region runs from base 180 to 1052 and encodes 290 amino acids. The record is from RefSeq and is a predicted model, not a curated record. NCBI's taxonomy places the organism in Eukaryota, Metazoa, Arthropoda, Insecta, Lepidoptera, Bombycidae.